This is a messenger RNA of Cuscuta campestris, 2511 nucleotides long. Lineage: Eukaryota; Viridiplantae; Streptophyta; Magnoliopsida; Solanales; Convolvulaceae. The record is from the annotation of a GenBank genome assembly.
GUUUUUUUAAAGUAUAUUUUGUAUUUUCUUUCCUUUUUCCUCAUUUUCCUAUCUAACCAAACAAAAAAGUUAUUUUUCACCUCAUUUUCUUUUUCUUUGCUUUUUGAAUUCCUUGAAUUCUCUCUUCUGAAUCCUGAAUGGCCGAAUCUCCCAUUUUCCUCCCGCUCAAACCCUAGCGACUUGGCAAUUCUCUAAAUUCUCUGGGCGCCCACGAAUAUCAUGGACCAAGGUACGCCGAUCGAUCUGGGAUUGUUACAGAGAGUGAUGCAGCUAGUCCAAGCUUCACCGCCAACGUGGCAGUCUGCCAUUCUCAGCAACAUCAUCAUCAUCUUUAUGGCCACACCAAUUCUGGUUUCUGGACUGUCUCUUUCAGGCAUUGCGGCAGCCUUUUUGCUCGGAGUUCUCAUUUGGCGCGCUUUUGGACCCUCUGGCUUUUUUCUUGUAGCAACUUAUUUCGUAAUUGGAACAGGAGUGACUAAAGUGAAAAUGGCUGAGAAGGAAGCUCAGGGUGUUGCAGAGAAGAGAAAAGGAAGGAGAGGGCCGGGGAGUGUGAUUGGUUCCAGUGCGGCUGGUUGCCUUUGUGCUUUCCUGACGAUUAACGGGAUUGGUGGGGCUACAUCAUCCCGGUUAUGGGACAUUGGAUUUGUCGCCAGUUUCUGCACUAAGUUGAGCGAUACUGUCGCAAGUGAGAUAGGGAAGGCUUAUGGUAAAACCACGUACCUUAUUUCAACUUUUAGGGUAGUUCCAAGAGGAACAGAAGGGGGUGUGAGUGCUGAAGGAACAUUUGCUGGAUUAUGUGCUUCAGUUCUUCUUGCUGUUGUUGCUUGUAUGAUGGGCCAGGUAAAUAAACCUGAGGCAAUUAUCUGUGUAGUGGCCUCCCAGAUAGCCAACUUAGGUGAAAGUCUGAUAGGUGCCACAUUCCAGGAGAAAGAAGGAUUUCAAUGGCUCAACAAUGAUGCUGUUAAUAUAAUUAACAUAUCAAUGGGAAGCAUUUUUGCGAUCCUAUUGCAACAAGCAAUGCCCCAAACUUGGUGCUCUACUCAAUCUUCAAGUUCUUCAUUCAAACUUUGAAAGCAAUUUCCGGCACCAGUUUUAAGACUUCUGGUUUCACUGUACAUGAACACAGUUAUUCUGUUUGAAAGUAUAGGUUUUUGGGUUCUCUCAUAUGUGCUCUCCUCCUGAGUGUGUCAAUUUUUUUAGAUGUAGCAGGUUCUCACACUUCUCUCUCAUUGAAAAACGAGGGCCAUUGUGCAUUUGCACCGCCACUCCCCUUUUCAAUCUGCGCAGACCCUCUCCUCCUCCUCCUCCUUUUCUUCUUCUUCUUCCCCUGCCCUUUCUCCGAUCCGCACAGUCCCACCCAUCUUCUUCUUCUUCUCCCUUCUCCUACUCUUUCUCUCUUCCCCUUCUUCUUCUUCUUCUUUUCUCUUCUCCAACUCUUUCUCCGAUUCGCACAGAUCCUCCCCCUUCUUCUUCUUCUUCUCCUCCCUCUUCUAGAUCUAAAUAGAUCUGUGCCUUAAUCACCAUCUGCCUCUUCUUCUUCUUCCCUUUUUCUGCUGUCUUCUUAUUCUUCCAUGUCCGCGAUGGUGGGGAAUGGCAGUGACAGAGGGACUGGCGGUGAUGGGGGUGCCGGAAGAGAGGGUGGGGUUGGCGGUGGUGAUGGGGCUGGUGGCUGUGGGGGGUAUGCCGGCGAUGGGGUCUGGUGUGGUGCAGAUUGAGAUGAGGUAAUUAGCAGGAGGAGUGAAUGGUAUUUUUGACCAUUCCAUCCCAUAGUCAACCACUCAUAAAAAUGUGAUAAUGAUAUGAUAUGAUAAUAAAAGAGGCUAUGUCGUUAUCUCGUCUUUUUGCCGUCAAUUUUUUUCUUUCCGUUAAAGUACUAUUCUGGCAACUGCCAGCCCACCCCCCCUCCAGGACUAUCCACCAGUACUUCAAGCCGCUUAUUCCCACUAGAACUCCACAAAACUGGGUCGCCACUUGCCAUCCAAGUUUCCAGGCGCUGCUGCGGACCGAUUCAAAUCACUUCCCACCUUUACUCUGAUUCGAGGUAUGUUCCAAGUCCUAAUUAUUUCUCUUUAUUUUAUUUAUCAAAUUCCAAUUUUUAACUUUUCUUUUAAAAACGUGAGUUAUUUAUAUUUGAAUUAAAUGGAUUGUUUGUUGUCUUUUGAUUUGCUGCGCAUUCGAUUUUUGAUACAUGAUAAUUUUAUACAAUGGAUGGUAAUUUUUAGGUUGGAAUUUCUUAAUUUGGGGAAGUGUACACAGUAGAAAAGCAAUUAGUUUAAACUCUAGAUGUAUAUUAUUAUUGACCUACAUUAUACUGUAAAUUUUUCCUUAGAGUUGCUCUCGGAUAGUAUACUGUCAAUAUAGAUUCAUGAUGAUAUUUUCAUAUGGAGGAUGAAUAGGUAAUAACUAACUUUUUCUUAUUUAAUGGUUUGCAGCUUGUAUUUGAAUUGGUUUGAAAUACAGAGUAGAUUUUACCUAUAUCUUUUCUACAGAGUAGAUUUAGACUUUACCUAU